Messenger RNA from Dictyostelium purpureum, 801 nucleotides. RefSeq lists its product as uncharacterized. Gene Ontology annotation, molecular function: corrinoid adenosyltransferase activity. Lineage: Eukaryota; Evosea; Eumycetozoa; Dictyosteliales; Dictyosteliaceae. Bases 1 to 801 code for a protein of 266 amino acids. The transcript has a single exon. The record is from RefSeq and is a predicted model, not a curated record.
AUGCUUAAAAAUAUUAUAGGUUUUAGAAAUAUUUAUUUUUUAUCAAAUAAAAACAAUAACUUUUAUAAUAAUAAUAAAGUUUGUUUUAGUAGUAAGAUAUAUACUAAAACUGGGGACAAGGGUACAUCAGCAUUAUUUAAUGGUGAAAGAAGAUCGAAGUGCAACCCAAUAUUCAAUGUUUUAGGCUCAGUUGAUGAACUAUCAAGUCAUUUAGGUGUUGCAAAAGAACAAUUAGUAUGUUUAAAAACUGAAAUUCAAUCAGUCGAUAAAGAUAGAACCAAUACCAUUCAUAAAGUAAUUGAAGAAAUAGAAAGCAUUCAAUGUUUAUUAUUAGAUGUAGGAUCCAAUGUAGCAACACCUGCAACGACAUCAUCUGAGCAACAUUUAAUGAGAGCAAAGUUCUCAGACGACCAUACAACCCAAUUAGAAAAUUGGAUUGAUGAACAUACUCUUCAUUUACAACCAUUAAAAAAUUUUAUUUUACCUGGUGGUGGUCUAAGUGCUUCUCAACUUCAAGUUUGUAGAUCGGUUUGUAGACGUUCAGAACGUGAAUUGGUAUUAAUGCGUGAACAACUUGGUGAAGAUUCAGUUAAUCCAUCCGUUAUGCAUUUCUUAAAUCGUUUAUCAGAUUAUUUAUUUACAGUUGCAAGAUUAUCAACACAUAUUCAAAAAGUUGAAGAAUCAGUUUAUAAAAGAAUUACAACACCAAAUGAAAAUAAUAAUAAUAAUAAUAGUAAUAAUAUUAACACCGAUAAAUUCCAACGACAUUUAGAGAAACAUCCAACAAAAGAAAUUAAAUAA